Molecule: messenger RNA, 814 nt
Organism: Malus domestica (apple)
Lineage: Eukaryota; Viridiplantae; Streptophyta; Magnoliopsida; Rosales; Rosaceae
Cellular component (GO): chloroplast
Source: RefSeq, a predicted model, not a curated record
AGCAACGAAAAGAUAAAGUGAUAAAACCAAAAUCCAACCACUCACUCACUCGGCUGCAACACCAAACUUGCUCAGCAAUGGAGGCCAAACUCCUCCACCUACUCAGCUCAACACCAGCUUCCCCAACCCACCUCGCCCUCUCAAAACCUUCUCCAACAAAACUGAACCAUAUCUUCUCACCCGCCACCCGUCCGCGGCCUCUCAGAAUCAGCACACUAGUUUACAACACUACCGGCAGUGAUGGUGGUGGCAGCACUAGCAUUCCGGACACUGACGGCAACAGCGUGGCAGCACCGGACCCCACGGGAGUGCGGUUCAAAAAGAGGUCGAGAAGGCGGACGAAGCAGCAGCAGCGAGAGGAGGGCAAUGAGGGGGACGGCGGACGGGUCAUGAAGGCUCAAGCUAGUGACGCUCCAAAGAAGUGGGAAGAUAUGAGCUUGGGGGAGAAGGCAUGGGAGCUUUACGUGGGGGAGAAGGGUGCUUUGUUUUGGUUAAACAAGUUUGCUUAUGCUUCAAUUUACAUAGUGAUUGGGGCUUGGAUUCUGUUCAGGUUUGUUGGACCGGCUCUUAAUCUUUACCAGUUGGAUGCACCUCCUCUCUCUCCCACUUCCAUCCUCAAGGGUUCCUGAUUGAUUCAGUCACUCUCUUCUCCAAUAGAUUUUCUUCUUCUCGUUUUGAUUUCGAUGACUGCGUACCAAAUCUUUAUCGUUUGCAUAGCGUUUGUAGCUCAACUGGUUAAAAGCCUUCACCUGCAUCGGAGACUCUGUAAUAUUACUCGAUCAAUAAAGUAUACACAAAGCUUUCUCUGUGAGAC